This is a messenger RNA of Penicillium argentinense, 1788 nucleotides long. RefSeq lists its product as uncharacterized. Gene Ontology annotation, molecular function: protein binding. Lineage: Eukaryota; Fungi; Ascomycota; Eurotiomycetes; Eurotiales; Aspergillaceae. The transcript is spliced from 4 exons. The coding region runs from base 1 to 1788 and encodes 595 amino acids. The record is from RefSeq and is a predicted model, not a curated record. Gene Ontology annotation, cellular component: nucleus.
AUGUCGAACCCAGCCUCCUACGAUUCGAAUCGGCGAUCGGCCGUGUAUGGGCGUCAGCCAGAGGAGCUGCAUAUCCCCUCGACCGGGCUGAUCAAUCCGAAUCUGUCGCGCCAGCCUCCGUCGCAAGACUACCCCACUACGCCCGACGCAGGCGCCGCCGCCCAAGUGCCCUCGAUUAACGUCCACUCGUCACAGCCGCUGCAGUACGGAGGCAACGGUGGAAGCUCCAACAGUGCUCUUCCAGGAUCCCUCACGCCAGGAAACCAGCACCGACCGCCCGCUGUCUCUGUCAACACUGCCCCUUCGGUCCUUCCCACCGUGCCGCAGUCAUCGACGCAACAAGCUAGCCAUCGAACAAGUAUGAUCAACUCGCACGGUCACUCGCGAUCCAGUCCCGCCGGCUUCGAUCAGUCCAUGUACAAAUCACACUCUGGGAUGGAAGGCUCCAAGUAUCCGACCUCGCCUGGCGCCGGAUAUCCUCCCCAGACCCCGCAAGGAUCCAAGUACUCACCGCUGGGUCUGGCCGACAUUCGACCCUCGGCGGACCAUUUGCUAGGAGACGCGCUUAUGAGCCCCGGAAGCUCACUUCCGUACAACGGUGAUAACCAAGUUCCGACGAACAGCAACUACGUGGCACCAUGGCCUAUAUACGCAGUCGAUUGGUGCAAAUGGCCCAUGACUGGAAGCUCCAGCUCCUUUGGGGGUAAAUUAGCCCUGGGAAGUUAUUUAGAAGAUAACCACAACUACGUCCAUCCAAAUCAUCGACACUCACUGGACCCAACCAGACCCCGAUACACCGGAUGCGCAAGCGGGGAGAUCAAGCUCGACUACGUCAAAACGGCCGAAGCGACACACUCAUAUCCUGUCACCCGCAUUCUGUGGGAGCCGCCGUCAUCCCAAAAGCAGUCCACUGAUCUGCUGGCAACCUCGGGUGAUCACCUCCGCUUGUGGUCCCUUCCUAGCUCCCAGCCCUUGCAGAGCAACAAUUCCAUCACAAGGCCCACCAGCUCUCGAGAAGCACCCCCUUCGAAACUUUCGCCGCUGGCGCUGCUGUCCAACUCCAAAUCUCCCGAACAUACCGCCCCUAUCACCUCGCUUGACUGGAAUACCAUCUCUCCCAGCUUGAUAAUCACAUCAAGUAUCGAUACAACAUGCACCAUCUGGGACAUCCCAACUUUGACGGCUAAAACACAGCUGAUUGCACACGACAAGGAAGUCUACGAUGUUCGGUUCUGUGCCAACAGCGUUGAUGUCUUCGUCAGCUGUGGUGCCGAUGGAAGUGUGCGCAUGUUUGACUUGCGAAGCCUCGAGCACAGUACGAUUAUCUACGAACCAACGGACAGGAAUGAAAGGCCCGUAAUGAGUCCUGCUUCCCCCCAUGACGCUCAUCUGCUCGCCACAUUCUCCUCGGAUUCCAACGUUGUUCGUGUCCUGGAUGUACGACAGCCAGGACAGGCUCUUCUCGAGCUAAAGGGUCACUCUGCCGCUCUGAACUGCGUCGAAUGGUCACCAAAUCGACGUGGUAUUCUGGCAUCGGGUGGCGACGAUAGUCUUGUCCUGAUCUGGGACCUAAUCAAUCAACAAAAUGCGGCACCCCUCUCUCCUCCCGCCCAGACUCCAGGCGCUCCAGCCACACCUUCUGAGCGUGGCCCCGCUGCUGCCUGGCAAUGUGACUACGAAGUGUCUAAUAUCAGCUGGUCCCCGCAAGGUGGUACCAAUCCUUCCGGUCACCCGCGAGAAUGGCUUGGGGUCUGCGGUGGACGAGGCAUCUGGGGUGUUUCACUCUAA